This is a messenger RNA of Calidris pugnax (ruff), 1827 nucleotides long. It is a transcript of the gene CDIN1, whose product is annotated as chromosome unknown open reading frame, human C15orf41. Lineage: Eukaryota; Metazoa; Chordata; Aves; Charadriiformes; Scolopacidae. Gene Ontology annotation, biological process: erythrocyte differentiation. The transcript has 12 exons. Bases 232 to 1083 code for a protein of 283 amino acids. Gene Ontology annotation, cellular component: cytoplasm; nucleus. The record is from RefSeq and is a predicted model, not a curated record.
UCCCCGCCCCGGCCGGGCCGCGGGGCGGAGCUGCGGGGAAGUAGCGGCCGCGGCCGCCCCUGUCUGCCUCCGUAGCGGCCUUGCAGCAAAGGGCGCCCCGCGGUUGCCGCGACACGCACCCCCCGCCCCUGGCCUUCUGCUUCUCGCCGGGGCCCGGAGCAGCAGCCCCGCUGCCUUCCCUCCUCCCGCCGCCGCGUAGGCCUGGCGCCACGGGGUGAGGCGGUGCGAGGCAUGAAGCUGAGCAAAGCCCAGUACGAUGAAAUAGCCCAGUUCCUGGGGCACGUGCAGCCCACCCGGCAGAGCCUGAGGAAGCUGAAGGAGAAGUUCCCUAGUCAAUCGCAGUCCACUCUGCUGAGCAUCUUCUCCCAGGAGUACCAGAAACAAAUCAAAAGAACACAUGCCAAACAUCACACUGCUGAAGCUAUUGAAACUUACUACCAAAGGUACCUGAAUGGGGUGAUGAAAAAUGCAGCUGCCCCUGUAUUACUGGAGCUGGCCAAUGAGGUGGACUUUGCCCCAUCGUUGAUGGCCCGUAUUGUGUUAGAAAGAUUUCUACAAGAAAAAGAACAAGCCAUCCCCUCCAAAACUCUUAUAAAUAGUAUGCUACGAGACCCUUCUCAGAUUCCAGAUGGAGUUCUAGCAAAUCAAGUCUAUCAGUGUACUGUGAAUGACUGUUGUUAUGGACCACUGGUGGACUGCAUCAAACAUGCUAUUGGGCAUGAGCAUGAAGUCUUGCUGCGAGAAAUGCUUUUGGAAAAAAAUCUCUCUUUCAUAGCUGAAGAUCAGCUUCGUGCAAAGGGUUAUGACAAAACACCAGACUUUAUUUUAGAGGUUCCAGUAGCUGUUGAAGGACACAUAAUUCACUGGAUUGAAAGCAAAGCCUCAUUCGGUGAUGAAAGUAGCCACCAAGCCUACUUGCAGGACCAGUUUUGGAGCUACUGGAACAGAUUUGGCCCUGGAUUGGUCAUCUACUGGUACGGAUUUAUUGAAGAGCUGGACUGCCAUCGUGAACGUGGUAUCCUGCUAAAAGACUGCUUUCCUACUGACAUUGUGACUCUGCGACACAGCAUGGCUCAGCACUGAUGUUGGGAGGAAGAGAAUCACAUACCUGAUCCAAAGCUCUGUUUGCUUCAUGAAGAGAAACACAAGGCUCCUUCUCCCAUGUGCCAACACCGGCCAAAGUUCUUCUUGUAGCUUAGUGGCUGCUUCUGAAGAGAGGCAACCUGCAGCCUCCUGAAGAACAGCAAAUGGAAACAUCAAUGUCACCAGAGACUGAGAUGGCACCUUGGCUUUGCCUAGUCCUGGCUUGCAAGACCCUCUCCAGAAGCCCCACCUUGCUGGAUCAGUACACAGGUGUCCUCUUAGCCAGAGAGGGCAACAAGGCUGCUUCUGCGUUGUCUUUUAAGUUGAAAGCAACUUUGUUCUCCCAGCAUAUUCUGCUAGUUGUAUCUGGGAUACUUGCUUUUUUUCAUUUGUUUCCAAUUUCCCUAAUGAGGUUUUUCAUUGUUCUUUCCUUUAUGCAGUUUUCACAGUUUUCUUUCAUCUAAUUCAAUUUGUUAAAUCUCCCCCAUUCCCUUUCCAUGUGGCUUUAGGAUAAAAAAUGAAAAGUGUUCUUAGAGGCGUAGUAGCCUGCGUAUUUACAACAGUGACACCUUAAAACUCUAAUGUACUCAAGUUGUGCUUUUAAAUAUGUUGGCCAGUCAAAGGCUUCCCACAGAUCCACUAACAAUGUUAAAACACGACUUCCUCUGUCUAUUUAGCCCUUGUAUGGCAAGUCUGUAAGUGAUGGCUUCCUGGUUUUAUAAAUACUAACAGCUAAACAGCAAA